Molecule: messenger RNA, 1156 nt
Organism: Neofelis nebulosa (Clouded leopard)
Lineage: Eukaryota; Metazoa; Chordata; Mammalia; Carnivora; Felidae
Product: protein RoBo-1-like
Exons: 5
Coding region: 397-996 (199 amino acids)
Source: RefSeq, a predicted model, not a curated record
UUAAGGGGGUAUUUGCCUCAGAAUAUGGCAGGCUCAGAAUUUUCUAGCACAUGGAGAGCUGCUAUCUGUGACUUCUGCAUCUUGGCCAAAUCCUCCUAUUUCAGCUUUAGAAAGAGCUCCAAUAUCUUCCACAUCCAUGCAAAAAAAGAAAUCCUCUAUGUGAAUUCUUUCUAGGGAAGGGAGGCCCUUUGAUAACAAAGACAUCUUUUUCAUCUUUGCAUUCCAACAGGAGGCAUAUCUGUCAUAAAACCAGGGUUUGACAAAUUCUCACUUGCCAAAUGAAGGAGUGGAUAAAUGAAUGGGCAACUCUAUCCAGGUCUUGGGUUGCUAGAUAAGAGACCCGGGCUCCAUGGUCCUGACAUUUCUCCUCUCACUUAAGCCUUUUGCAGGGCUACCAUGUCUACAUAUUCAGCCCUGAAGAGUCUCCUUACCACCUGUGUCCUUGCUGCCUUGGUUUCUAGCAUUGUGGAGAGUUAUAAAUGUACAAGCUGCUCUCUUAAUGCAUGUAGUGCUGACAUGGAGACGACUUGUGAAGCCUCUCAAAGCUGCUUCAGAUACAAGCAAGAAUUAAGGACAAAAGGGGAACUCCUACAAUAUGUUGAAGAGAAAGGUUGUUCUUCAAGCAAUUGUGUCCCAAUGAUGUUCUCAGCAACACUGGGGGAUAAUCAAACAUUUGUGUACAAUCACCAAUGCUGCCAAGAUGAGCUCUGUAACCAAGGGAACUUCCAAGUGCCUCAGAAGUCCUCAAAACCCAAUGGAAUUAAAUGUCCUGCCUGCUACAAUGUGCAUGACAUUUCCUGUGACCCAGUUCUUCUUACCUGCACUGGUACAGAGACAAAGUGUGUGGAAGUUAUUGGCAUAGAUAACCCUAUAUUUUUGAUUUUUGCCAUGGGUUGUGCUACUGAAACUGCCUGCAACUUGAAGAAUAUAAGUAUAUUGAAUAACAUAAAAAUCCGUACCUACUGUGUAGAACAAAGUGCUGGAGACCCCCGCUGAUGUUCAUCACCUCAUCAAUCUUGAAUAAUCCCUUCUUGUUCCAAGUCUUGCUUUGAAGUUUCCAGUGUUACCAAGCUCAUAAUCCUACAAACCUGAAAAAGUUGGAGUCCUCAGAUGACUCCCCUCCCCAGCAUUCCCAAGACAAUGCAGAAUUAAAUUG